Nyctereutes procyonoides (raccoon dog) is the source of this 192-nucleotide messenger RNA. Its product is annotated as small nuclear ribonucleoprotein F-like. NCBI's taxonomy places the organism in Eukaryota, Metazoa, Chordata, Mammalia, Carnivora, Canidae. The transcript has a single exon. Bases 1 to 192 code for a protein of 63 amino acids. The record is from RefSeq and is a predicted model, not a curated record.
AUGAGCUUACCCCUCGAUCCCAAGCCUUUCUCCAGUGGACCAACAGGAAAGCCAGGAAUGGGGAGUCGGUGGGGAAUGGGGGACAGAGCUCACCUGGUACCUGGAGACUUGAACAUGCAGCGUGCAGACGCAGAGGAGCACACGGGUGGAGCGCUGUCUGCACAUUUGAUGAGAUUUCAAAAGGUGGAAUAA